Molecule: messenger RNA, 684 nt
Organism: Macrobrachium nipponense
Lineage: Eukaryota; Metazoa; Arthropoda; Malacostraca; Decapoda; Palaemonidae
Product: zinc finger protein 79-like
Exons: 1
Coding region: 1-684 (227 amino acids)
Biological process (GO): regulation of transcription by RNA polymerase II
Molecular function (GO): RNA polymerase II cis-regulatory region sequence-specific DNA binding; DNA-binding transcription factor activity, RNA polymerase II-specific
Source: RefSeq, a predicted model, not a curated record
AUGGAAGCUGAAAAAUCGUCAUCACUGCUGUUAAUCAAAGAAGAGAAGAAUUCGGGGGAAGGUCUUACUGAAAACGCUGGUGAAGGCUCUUCAUUUGCAGACCCCUUCUUAGAAGUCAAGACAGAACCAGAAUUUUUUUACCAUAGUGAAUUUGAUGUGAACUUUUCAUCCCAAUCUAUAAAGUACGAAGACAGUUCUCCAAGCUGUGAUAAUGGAAGCAGAAAGAUGAUCUGUAUUGCAGAAGAAAGUAGAUAUUUGGGUGGAGGAAAUGCAUCUCCAAAGAGAUGCAACACAGCAGGGAAGCAAAUAACUUGUGCUGAAUGCCAAAGGACAUUUUCAUACAUGAGCCACCUGAAAUCCCACAUGAGAACUCAUACUGGAGAGAAACCAUUCUCUUGCUGUAAAUUUCAAAGAAGUUUUUCUCAUCAAGGUGCUCUCACGAAACACAUGAGAACUCAUACUGGAGAGAAACCAUAUACUUGCUCUAUAUGUCAAAGAAGUUAUUUUGAACCCAGUUAUCUCACAAAACACAUGAGAACUCAUACUGGAGAAAAACCAUAUACUUGCUCUAUAUGUCAAAGAAGUUUUUCUGAAUCAAGUUUUCUCACAAAACACAAGAAAACUCAUACAGGAGAAAAAUCACAUACUUGCCCUAUGCUCUAUAUGCCAAAAAAGUUUUUUUGA